Messenger RNA from Phacochoerus africanus (Common warthog), 1153 nucleotides. It is a transcript of the gene RNF133, whose product is annotated as ring finger protein 133. The transcript has a single exon. Bases 1 to 1134 code for a protein of 377 amino acids. The record is from RefSeq and is a predicted model, not a curated record. NCBI's taxonomy places the organism in Eukaryota, Metazoa, Chordata, Mammalia, Artiodactyla, Suidae.
AUGAAUCUCCUCAAGACUGGCACCUGGAGAAGCAACGUUGCCUCUUCCUGGCUCAUGACAUUCAGUUUUCUUUGGCUGCUUAGCCAGCACUGUUGCAGAGCCAGUGCUGUUUGGACUGCUUACAUGAACAUAUCUUUUCAUGUCGGGAAUCGCAUGUUGUCAGAGUUGGGAGAGACCGGAGUAUUUGGGAGAAGCUCCGCUUUGAAGACGGUGGCGGGAGUUAUUGUGCCGCCACAGGGAAAAACGCAAAAUGCAUGCAACCCCAGUACCGUUUUCAGCAAACCGAAGAACUCAGAGACGUGGCUCGCACUGGUUGAACGGGGAGGUUGCACCUUCACACAGAAGAUCAAGGUGGCCGUGGAAAAGGGAGCCAGUGGAGUCAUCAUCUACAACUUCCCAGGAACUGGCAAUCAGGUCUUUCCCAUGUCUCAUCAGACCUUUGAAGACGUCGUUGUGGUCAUGAUUGGUAACUUAAAAGGCAUGGAGAUUUUGCAUUUAAUUCGGAAGGGAGUUCACGUCACAGUCAUGAUUGAGGUGGGAAGAAAACACAUCAUCUGGAUGAGUCAUUAUUUUGUCUCUUUUGUGAUCGUCACAACUGCUACUUUAGCAUAUUUCAUCUUUUAUCAUAUUCGAAGACUUUGGGUAGCAAGGAUUCAGAGCAGAAGAUGGCAGCGGUUAACUACUGAUCUCAAGAAAGCCUUCGGCCAGCUUCAACUUCGGGUCCUGAAAGAGGGAGACGACGAGGUCGGUCCCAAUGGCGAUAGCUGUGUGGUUUGCUUUGAACUCUAUAAGCCUAAUGAUACCGUUCGUAUUCUGACUUGUAAACACUUUUUCCACAAGAAUUGCAUUGACCCCUGGGUUCUAGCCCACGGGACGUGCCCCAUGUGCAAAUGUGACAUUCUUAAAGCUCUGGGGAUUCAAGUGGAUGUUGAAGAUGGAACAGAAUCUUUGCAAAUCCUCAUGUCGAGUGAACUGCCUGGUCUCUUGUCACCUAGGGAGGAAGGCCCUGGUAAUGAACCUCCUCCUGCAGGAAGGUUGGAUAAAGUGACCCACGUGGAGGUGGAGGCCCAGCCUGCCUCUCAGACUGCCGGCCAGGCCGAAUCGGUAUCAGCAGAUGUUCAUCCUCCACCGUGACAACCUGGCAUGACCUUCG